AUGCCGCGCCCACCAAUGCCACUGUCCGCACUCCCGCGCGGCGCCCACGCCGUCCUGAUCACCUCAGGCCACCUCGAUCCGCACCUCCAGGUCCCACCUCUCCUCCUCGCCAACUCCCUCAUCGCCGCCUUCUCCCGCGCGGCGCUCCCGCGCCUCGCGCUCCCGCUCCUCCGCCGCCUCCUCGCAGGCGCGCACCCGCUCCGCCCCGACUCCUUCACCUUCCCGCCGCUCGUCCGUGCCGCCCCGGGCCCGGCCUCCGCCGCGCAGCUCCAUGCCUGCGCGCUCCGGCUGGGGCUCCUCCACCCCAACGUCUUUGCCUCGGGCGCCCUCGUCCACGCCUACCUGAGUCUCGGCCGCGUCGCGGAGGCGUACAGGGUGUUCGACGAAAUGCCCGAGCGGGACGUGCCCGCGUGGAACGCAAUGUUGUCCGGGCUGUGCCGCAACUCCCGGGCCGCGGACGCGGUUGCGCUCUUCGGGAGGAUGGUCGGCGAGGGGGUCGCCGGGGACGCCGUGACGCUCUCGAGCGUCCUGCCAGUGUGCGCCCUGCUCGGGGAUCGAGCGCUUGCUCUGGUCAUGCACGUGUAUGCGGUGAAGCACGGGCUGUCUGGCGAGCUAUUUGUGUGUAAUGCCUUGAUUGAUGUGUACGGGAAGCUAGGGAUGCUAGCGCAGGCUCGUUGGGUGUUUGAUGGAAUGGCAUUACGGGAUCUGGUCACGUGGAAUUCGAUCAUUUCAGCGUAUGAGCAAGGUGGGAAGGUUGCUGCUGCCGUCGAGCUGUUCCAUGGUAUGAUGGAAAGUGGGGUUUCCCCUGAUGUGCUAACACUCGUUAGCCUGGCAUCUGCUGUUGCUCAGUGUGGAGAUGAACGCGGUGCAAAGUCGGUGCAUUGCUAUGUAAGGAGGCGGGGCUGGGAUGUGGGUGACAUCAUUGCCGGAAAUGCUAUGGUUGAUAUGUAUGCUAAGCUGUCGAAGAUUGAUGCUGCCCAGAUGGUAUUUGAUAACUUGCCUGAUCGAGAUGUUGUGUCCUGGAACACAUUGAUUACAGGGUAUAUGCAGAAUGGACUUGCUAAUGAGGCAAUCAGGAUAUACAAUGAUAUGCAGAAUCAUGAGGGUCUGAAGCCAAUUCAAGGGACGUUUGUCAGCGUUUUGCCCGCGUACUCGAACCUUGGUGCAUUGCAGCAGGGAAUGCGAAUGCAUGCACUGUCGAUUAAGACUGGAUUAAAUCUUGAUGUGUAUGUCAGUACUUGUCUGAUAGACUUGUAUGCUAAAUGUGGGAAGCUAGUAGAAGCAAUGCUUUUGUUUGAGCAUAUGCCUAGAAGGAGCACAGGUCCUUUGAAUGCCAUCAUAGCUGGUCUUGGGGUUCAUGGGCAUGGUGCAAAGGCACUCAAUCUCUUCUCACAAAUGCAACAAGAAGGAAUUAAGCCUGAUAAUGUCACGUUUGUUUCAUUAUUGGCUGCCUGUAGCCAUGCUGGCUUAGUUGAUCAAGGUCGGAGUUUCUUUGAUUUGAUGCAAACUGUUUAUGGUAUUGUGCCCAUUGCAAAGCACUAUGCAUGCAUGGUAGAUAUGCUUGGAAGAGCUGGUCAGUUGGACGAAGCUUUUGAGUUCAUACAAGGCAUGCCAAUUAAGCCUGACUCUGCUGUUUGGGGCGCACUGCUUGGCGCCUGUAGGAUUCAUGGGAAUGUUGAAAUGGGUAAAGUGGCCUCACAAAACCUAUUUGAACUUGAUCCCAAGAAUGUUGGAUAUUAUGUUCUGAUGUCAAAUAUGUAUGCAAAGAUUGGGAAAUGGGAUGGAGUUGAUGCAGUAAGGUCUUUGGUCAGGCACCAGAAUUUACAAAAGACUCCUGGAUGGAGUUCAAUGGAGGUGAAAGGGUCAGUGAGUGUAUUUUACAGUGGUACACAAACAGAACCCCACCCUCAGCAUGAAGAAAUCCAGAGAGAGCUACAUGACCUUUUGGCCAAGAUGAAAAGUGCAGGCUAUGUUCCUGACUACAGUUUUGUCUUACAGGACGUAGAGGAGGAUGAAAAGGAACAGAUCUUGAAUAAUCAUAGUGAGAGAUUAGCUAUUGCCUUUGGCAUUAUAAAUACUCCUCCAAGAACUCCGCUCCAUAUAUACAAGAAUUUGCGGGUCUGUGGGGAUUGUCACAAUGCUACCAAAUAUAUAUCAAAAAUAACUGAAAGAGAGAUCAUUGUCCGGGAUGCAAACCGGUUCCACCACUUUAAAGAUGGGCACUGCUCUUGUGGAGACUUUUGGUAA
Miscanthus lutarioriparius is the source of this 2247-nucleotide messenger RNA. Lineage: Eukaryota; Viridiplantae; Streptophyta; Magnoliopsida; Poales; Poaceae. The record is from the annotation of a GenBank genome assembly.